Messenger RNA from Jatropha curcas, 1729 nucleotides. RefSeq names its product RNA cyclase family protein. The record is from RefSeq and is a predicted model, not a curated record. Gene Ontology annotation, cellular component: nucleolus. Gene Ontology annotation, biological process: endonucleolytic cleavage of tricistronic rRNA transcript (SSU-rRNA, 5.8S rRNA, LSU-rRNA); ribosome biogenesis. Gene Ontology annotation, molecular function: RNA endonuclease activity. Lineage: Eukaryota; Viridiplantae; Streptophyta; Magnoliopsida; Malpighiales; Euphorbiaceae.
AUUCGCUACUUUGAUCUUUGCCGUUUUAAGUUUCAUCCUUUUCGUCUAAAACCCUACCUUAUGUUUUAGUUUCAUCUUCUUCUUCUUCUUCGUCUAAAACCCUAGCCAUAGAAGUUACACUCCAGGAGUUUCUACUUCGACAAUUGUGUCUCGAUUUCGAUUCCUAUCAUUUUCAGGAGAAUAGUACAGCACAAUAGAAUCAAAGAUGGGGAAGAUAAGUUAUAAGAGAUUAAAAGGGAGCCAAAACCUCCGCCAGAGACUGCUAUUAGCUACUCUCUCCGCCACUCCUGUUCUCAUUGAGGACAUUCGGGCAGAAGACACGCUGCCAGGCCUCCGUCCUUACGAGGUCUCCUUCCUCCGCCUCCUCGAGAGGAUCUCCGAUGACUGUGUUAUUGAAAUCAAUGAAACCGGAACAAAAUUUAAAUACAAGCCUGGGAUUGUGAUGGGUGGGAAACAUCUUGUGCAUGAUUGUGGCCUAAGUCGAUCAAUUGGCUAUUUCCUUGAGCCACUAAUUGUUCUUGGGCUAUUUUCCAAGAAAUCACUUGUGAUAAGGCUCAAAGGAAUUACAAAUGAUUCUAAAGACCCAUGUGUUGACACUUUUCGAUCUACUACCCUACCAACGUUGAAGAGAUUUGGCGUUCCUUCAGAAGGAUUGGAGCUGAAAAUAGAGAGUCGUGGAGUUCCACCUCAUGGAGGUGGAGAAGUACUUUUAUCUGUUCCUCUUGUUGAAAGUCUAACGGCAGUCACCUGGAUUGAUGAGGGAUUGGUUAAGAGGAUUAGAGGGGUCACUUUCUCAGCUAAGGUCUCAUCUCAGUUUGAUACUAAUAUGUUACAUGCUGCUCGUGGAAUCCUUAAUCCUUUGCUUCGUGAUGUUCAUAUAUUCACCGAUCAUAGAGCUAAGGGUCCACAGGCUGGAAAUUCACCUGGUUAUGGAAUUUCAUUGGUUGCCGAAACAACUACUGGUUGCUUCAUAUCUGCUGACACAGCAGUUUAUCAUGCUCGAGGAGAUGAUAUAGCUGAAAUGGAAGAUAAGGACAAAGAGUUGAUGCCCGCAGCGGAUGUUGGUGAGCAAGUUGCUUCUCUUCUUCUCGGAGAGAUUGAGCAAGGUGGAGUUGUAGAUUCCACACACCAGGGUUUAUUAUUUCUUCUUUGUGCAUUAUGUCCGGAAGAUGUGUCACAGAUACGUGUGGGAAAGCUAUCACCAUAUGGGAUAGAAACUCUGAGAAAUAUCAGAUAUUUUCUCGGGGUUAAGUUUGUUAUUAAGCCAGAUCCACCAUCAAAGACAGUGAUACUCAAAUGUUUGGGAUGUGGGUUGAAGAACCUAUCUCGAAAGGUUUCAUAGAGACUAUUAGCAGCCACAUAUAUGAGAUGGUGAUGCGCUUUCCAUCCUUUUUACUUUCUUGCAAAUGGCUUAACGUGGAAGAUUUAUGAAAGUUACAGCUUCAUGCUCAGUCAAUUUGGUUGUCCCAUCGGCUUUAUCACGUGGGAAAAAGCUCUUCCGUUUUUCAUUUAAUGGUAAAUAGAUAAUCCAAUCUUUAGUAGCUAACCUGAGACUGUCUCAAAUAAAUCAACUUUCAAGCUUAUUAUUAUUAUUAUUAUUAUUAUUAUUUUAUGAAUUUAAUUAGAAUUUUCAUGUAGUAAUCGAGUAAUGAAACUUGUGAAUUAUUACAUGGGAAGUACCAUUAAUAAUAAAAUUCUGUAAACCGAAGUCAGAAAACUUGUUCUGAAA